Amaranthus tricolor (Joseph's coat) is the source of this 3398-nucleotide messenger RNA. RefSeq names its product alanine--tRNA ligase-like. Gene Ontology annotation, cellular component: mitochondrion; chloroplast; cytoplasm. The record is from RefSeq and is a predicted model, not a curated record. Lineage: Eukaryota; Viridiplantae; Streptophyta; Magnoliopsida; Caryophyllales; Amaranthaceae. Gene Ontology annotation, biological process: alanyl-tRNA aminoacylation; tRNA modification. Gene Ontology annotation, molecular function: amino acid binding; alanine-tRNA ligase activity; ATP binding. Bases 27 to 3086 code for a protein of 1019 amino acids. The transcript is spliced from 23 exons.
AAAAAACCUAAAAAAAUAUCAAAUGGAUGAGGGCUUAUGCAAGAGGGUUUAGCUUGUUCUUCUCCUCUUCCUUUACCCAACAAUCAAUUACAGCCACCUCCCUGUUUUCUUUCUCAUCCCCAUUUCUCUUCUCUUCUCCCAAUCCCAGAUUCUUAGUCUCAAACAAAAUCAGAAUCUAUUCAUCAUCUGAUUCAGUUAUGGGGCCUCAAUCGGAAUCUAUUGAUGGGUUAAAUGAUAAUGGAUUGGAGUGGUCAGCAACAAAAGUUAGAGAUACUUUUGUCAAGUUUUUUCAAGGAAAAGAUCAUACCUUUUGGGAAUCUAGCCCUGUUGUUCCUGUUAAUGAUCCCACUUUGCUUUUUGCUAAUGCUGGUAUGAAUCAGUUUAAACCAAUUUUCCUUGGGAAUGUCGAUCCUAACAAUCCUUUGAGUGGAUUGAAGCGUGCCUGCAACACCCAAAAGUGUAUUCGAGCUGGUGGGAAGCACAAUGAUCUUGAUGAUGUUGGGAAAGAUACUUACCAUCAUACAUUCUUUGAAAUGCUUGGAAAUUGGUCUUUUGGAAAUUAUUUUAAGAAAGAGGCCAUUGAAUGGGCUUGGGAACUCUUGACUAAGGUUUACAAGCUACCUGCUGAUCGAAUAUAUGCUACCUACUUUGGUGGUGACGAGAAAGUUGGACUUGCUGCUGAUACGGAGGCCAAGGAUAUUUGGCUCAACUUCUUGCCUCCUGAGCGUGUAUUACCUUUUGGUUGCAAGGAUAACUUUUGGGAGAUGGGUGAUACUGGUCCUUGUGGGCCUUGCACUGAGAUUCAUUUUGAUAGGAUUGGUAAUCGUGAUGCCGCAUCACUUGUUAAUAAUGAUGACCCUACUUGUAUUGAGAUUUGGAAUCUUGUCUUUAUUCAGUUUAACCGGGAAAGUGAUGGUUCUUUAAGAACCCUUCCUGCCAAACAUGUUGAUACAGGAAUGGGUUUUGAAAGGUUGACAUCUAUUCUUCAGAAUAAGAUGAGUAAUUAUGAUACAGAUGUCUUCUUGCCCUUGUUUGAUGCUAUUCAAAAGGCAACUGGAGCUCGUCCUUACUCUGGAAAAGUUGGAGCUGAAGAUGUAGACAAUGUUGAUAUGGCCUAUAGAGUUGUUGCUGAUCAUAUAAGAACUCUCUCUUUUGCAAUUGCUGAUGGUGCUUGUCCCGGUAACGAAGGUCGUGAAUAUGUUCUGAGGCGCAUUCUUCGUCGAGCUGUUCGUUAUGGAAGUGAAGUACUAAAUGCCAAGGAAGGGUUUUUUAGUGGAUUGACACCCACCCUUGUGAAUUUGAUGGGUAAUGUUUUCCCAGAGCUAAAGCAACACGAGAAACAUAUCAAAGAUAUUAUUGCAUCUGAGGAGAUCAGUUUUGGGAAAACACUACUCAAGGGAAUCGAGAAAUUUAAGAAGGCUGCUCAGGAUGUUGAAGGGAAGACAUUGAGUGGUCAGGAUGCUUUUGUAUUGUGGGACACAUAUGGCUUCCCAUUAGAUUUGACUCAGUUAAUGGCAGAGGAAAGAGGUCUAACGGUUGAUACAAAAGGAUUCGCCGACGCUAUGGAAGAGGCAAGGGAAAGAUCUAGAAGUGCUCAGAACAAGCAAGUUGGCGGUGCAAUUACAAUGGAUGCUAAUGCUACAGCCCUGUUACACAAUAAAAAAGUUCUUACCACUGACGAGUCCAGUAAGUAUAUCUGGAACCAGGAUCACGAUAGCAUUAUUAGAGCUAUAUAUACCGGAUCUGAUUUCUUGGAUACCGCGGAAGCGGGCCAGGAAAUUGGUGUUGUUCUUGAGUCUACAAGUUUCUAUGCUGAACAAGGUGGUCAGAUAUUUGACACUGGAUCACUUGAAGGCUCAAAUGGAACUUUCGAAGUUUGUAAUGUCCAAGUCUUUGGUGGUUUUGUUCUACAUAUUGGUCGCUUUUCGAGUGGAACCGGCAGAUUUUCUGUUGGUGACAAAGUCACUUGUAAGGUGGACUACAACCGGCGUCAACUUAUUGCUCCCAACCACACUUGUACACACAUGUUGAAUUUCGCCCUCAGGGAAGUUCUCGGAACUCAUGUUGAUCAAAAGGGAUCCAUUGUCCUUCCCGAGAAACUAAGAUUUGAUUUUUCUCAUGGCAAGCCUGUUCAAAGCGAAGAGUUGAGAAAAAUCGAAAGUAUUGUUAAUGAACAAAUCAAAGCUGAACUCAAUGUAUAUUCAAAAGAGGCAACACUUGCUGAUGCCAAACGUGUAAAUGGUCUGAGGGCUGUGUUUGGGGAGAUAUAUCCCGAUCCCGUAAGAAUAGUGUCAAUCGGUAAAAAGGUGGAAGAUCUUUUGGCAUAUCCAGACAAAGAAGAAUGGUCGCAAUACUCCGCUGAGCUUUGUGGAGGAACCCAUAUAGCUAAUACAAGAGAAGCUAAAUUAUUUGCUCUUCUAUCUGAGGAGGGAAUUGCCAAAGGUAUUCGGCGAGUGACGGCUGUUACAUCUGACUGCGCAUUGGAGGCUGAGCAAUUGGCAUGCUCCCUCGAGCAAGAAGUGAUCGAUGCAUCAAACAUUAAAACAAGCUUGCUAGAAAAGAAAGUAGCUUCUCUAAGAAGCCGUGUUGACGCAGCACCAAUCCCGGCAACCAAGAAACAUGACAUUAGGUUGAAGAUUUCUUCGCUCCAGGAUCAAGUGCGGAAGGCCCAGAAAAAAUUGGCCGAAGAGAACCUGAAAAAAGCCGUAAAUGCCGCCAAUGAGAAGGCAGAGGCUGCUGUUUCCGAAGGAAAGACAUUUUGCAUCUGUCGUUUAGAUGUUGGUUUAGAUGCUGCUGCCGUCAGGGAAGCUGUACAAAAAGUGAUACUGCAAAAGAAAAUAUCGGUCAUGGUUUUCAGCGUGGAUGAAACUGCCAAUAAGGCUAUUGUUUAUGCUGGAGUACCCGACAAGGGAAAUAUAUGGAAAGGCUUAGAAGUGUCCGAGUGGUUGACAGUCGCUUUGGGCCCUCUUAAGGGAAGAUGCGGUAAGGGAAAAGGCGGUCUCGCUCAAGGCCAGGGUACCGAUGCAUCACACGUCGAGGAGGCCUUAAAAUUGGCAAUGGACUUCGCAUCAUUGAAACUUAACUGAACAUUGUCGUCUGGUCUAUUAGCUCACCAGACCUUGCGGCUGUGUUACGUCCUCGAUUGUUAAUUGCCAUUGGAAUGUAACUUUGCAAGCCUUUAACGAAAUGGGUAACUUUGGCGACUAAUUUGAAAAGGCGUGCUGCCGUUUUUUUGCUUCUUCAUAGAAUAGAAGUAUAGAACCCAAUUGUUAUUUUAUGUUUCAAUACAAAAGUUUCUGUAAUCUACUUACAGAUUUGGAAUGCUUAGUUAAGCUAAUUCGGAAUUCGGUCUUAAAUUUAAUUAAUGAAACCGGUAGACGUUUGUUCUGCUGAUAGAA